Molecule: messenger RNA, 2472 nt
Organism: Macadamia integrifolia
Lineage: Eukaryota; Viridiplantae; Streptophyta; Magnoliopsida; Proteales; Proteaceae
Product: hexokinase-2, chloroplastic
Exons: 9
Coding region: 723-2204 (493 amino acids)
Biological process (GO): glucose 6-phosphate metabolic process; intracellular glucose homeostasis; glycolytic process
Cellular component (GO): cytosol; mitochondrion
Molecular function (GO): fructokinase activity; D-glucose binding; ATP binding
Source: RefSeq, a predicted model, not a curated record
GAAAUACAAAUAUCGUCCGAUCUGAACCAGUGACGCUCCCAAAAUCACAGUAUUAAGCGACUUCCGGCGAUCGAAGAGUCCCCUAGGAGAACUAUGGGGUCGUGAUUGAAAUCAACAACGGAAGAGGAGUUGGAAUCGCUCUGGGCCUCACCUCUGGCACCAUAAAACAUAGCCUGAAAGUCGGCAGCAACGGCGACUGUUGAACCUCAGAUGGUGAUGGUUCAUGUUUAUGUUCAUGUUUAAGUUUCAAGUUCAUAUUGAUGGGCAUGUUCUCCGAUUGUACGAACAAGUCCAAAAAGAAAAAGGGCGCAUCGUCCGUGAAACCCCAUCAACGGCAAUCACUGCCGCCGUCGCAUCAGCAUAGAGCUUACUAUCUCAAGAAGAGGAGAAGAUAAGAGGAAAGUAAUUUUUAGGGUUUCACAGUUUCAAAAUACCCCUAUUUAUGGUUGGGUUGGGUCAUCAUUAUUUUGGUUUUAUUCGAUUUAAUCAAAUUAAAAUCGAUCACAGUAACAUUUACUUCUCUCUUUUUUUAUCUGAACUGUCCACAUCAGUAUUACCACGUGUUGAUCUAUGCAAGAAUAUUGCAUAAUAUUAAUAUUGGAAUUGGAAUUGGAGACGAUUUUUAUCCCUCUCUUUCCCAUCACCAUUAAAGCUUCAUGUUUUUUCAGCUUUUUCUUCUUUCCUCUUCUCCUAUGUUUGCUAGAUCUUAACGACCGACAAUAAUGGAAGUCGCUGCACCUUCAGCUGCCGUCGUCUCGUUCUCCGCCGCAAUGUCUCCUAUUAGGAGGCCCCGGGCAAGGAUGGCAGUCCGAUCUACGGGUCUCUCUGUUGUCCCAAUACUGACUAAUCUACAGAACACUUGCGCCACACCUCUACCUGUCCUGCGCCGAGUUGCAGACGCUAUGACUGACGAUAUGCGAGCUGGGGUCGCUGUGGAUGGGGGCAGCGAUCUUAAGAUGAUUCUCAGCUAUGUCGAUAGCUUGCCUACUGGGGAUGAGAAGGGUUUGUAUUACGCUUUGGAUCUUGGUGGCACCAACUUCCGGGUGUUAAGGGUACAAUUGGGAGGGAAAGACAAGCGUGUUAUUGACACUGAAUUUGAACAAGUAACCAUUCCUCAAGAGUUGAUGUGUGGUACCUCUGAGGAAUUGUUCGAUUUCAUUGCAUCAGGGUUGGCUAAUUUUGCACAAAAGGAAGGGGGGAGAUUUCACCUGCCUCAAGAUAGGAAAAGGGAGAUUGGGUUUACGUUUUCUUUUCCUAUCAAGCAAACAUCUAUUGAUUCUGGCACAUUAAUCAAAUGGACCAAGGGUUUUGCGGUCUCCGGAACGGCAGGAAAAGAUGUAGUUGCUUGUUUGAAUGAAGCUAUGGAAAGACAACGAUUAGACAUGCAUGUAUCUGCCUUGGUCAAUGAUGCAGUUGGGACACUUGCUGGAGCAAGGUACUGGGAUGAUGAUGUAAUGGUUGCUGUCAUUUUGGGGACUGGAACGAAUGCAUGCUAUGUAGAACGGAUGGAUGCUAUUCAAAAACUGCAGGGUCAGAUGCUCAGCAAUGGAAGAACAAUUAUCAAUACUGAGUGGGGAGCCUUUUCAAAAGGUCUUCCUUUAACAGAAUUUGAUAAAGAAAUGGAUGCUGCAAGCAUAAAUCCUGGUGAACAGAUAUUUGAGAAGACAAUAUCUGGUAUGUACCUUGGUGAAAUCGUCAGAAGAGUAUUAGUCAAAAUGGCUGAAUGUGGUGCUUUAUUUGGUGAAUCUGUUCCUGAAAAGCUCCCCACACCUUUCAUAUUAAGGACACCUGAUUUAUGUGCCAUGCAGCAGGACAAAUCUGAUGGUUUGGAAGCAGUUGGCUUGAUUUUAAGAGACAUUUUUGGGGUGAGUGCCAAUUUAAGUGCAAGGAAGAUGGUAGUAGAAGUCUGCGAUACCAUUGUGAAGCGAGGUGGACGACUGACUGGAGCAGGAAUUGUUGGCAUUCUCCAAAAAAUGGAACAGGAUACUAAUGGUCUCAUAUUUGGGAAAAGGACAGUGGUGGCAAUGGAUGGAGGCUUAUAUGAGCACUACCCUCAGUAUAGAAGAUAUCUCCAAGAUGCAGUACUAGAGCUUCUAGGAUCUGAAAUAUCAAAGAAUGUAAUCAUAGAACAUACAAAAGAUGGGUCUGGGAUCGGAGCAGCUCUGCUGGCUGCUGUAAACUCCAGAUAUAGAAACCAAUUCUAGCAGAGGAGGAUGAACUGAUACUCAAAAUUGUCACUGUCAGUGUCAUAUUCUUGUUGGAAUUCUGAUAUCUCAUAGGUUGCUCACUGCCCGAUCUGAACAAGACAAAGUCACAUGGGAUACUGGGCACCAGGAAAACCCAUCAAACAGGGAGAAGAAAAAAUAAAAUGUGGUUGGGCUGUAAGGCUCAUGAGGCAUUAGCAUUUUCACUCUUAUUGUCAUCCGGAAUAAGUUUCAGAAUUUUGUAAUGCAAUUUUGCACUAUUGUAACA